AUGCCAAGGGUACCCACAGCACUCAUCCUGCUCUUGCUGGUGGCAGGCAGCCGGUGCGAGGACACGGUGGCAGACAACGUGGGACGUCACACCAUGAGCCGCAUCGCCGCGCUGCUGUCCCUGUCUGAGUGCCGCCAGCUCCAGGGACAACUGGUGGGACCCAAGGAGGACCUGGGGGAGCUCCCGGGGGGCAACAACCGCCCCCGUGGCCCCUGUGCUCUUUGCCACCGUCCUGGCUGCUCGGAAGCCCUGCGGAGCUGGCUGGAGUCGGCAGGAGAGGGGAUGUCCUGGGACGUGCUGGUCCGCAGCCUCCACCAAAUCGGGCGCCCCGACAUAGCCCGGGAGCUGGGGAAAAACCUGAACCAGGACAGGAGCCUGGAGCUGCGCAGGAACGUGGAGGAGUACGGCCGCACCGUGCAGCACCUCACCUCCUCGCGGCUCCUGCUGCAGGGCGAGCAGCCCGCUGGGGCACGGGGCAGGAGGGCCCUGGCAGGGGGACUGGGAGAUUUGGGGGAGCUGCGCUUCGAGAGGCGGCCACCCCCUCCGUACACCCGCAGCCUCCUGGGCUGGGUCAGCUCCGUGGCCUCCGGCAUCCUCGGGGGGUUCCUCGCCUCUGUCCUCGUCACCCUGGCUGCUGCCUACUCCUGUCACUGGCUGCUGGGCUCAGACACUGCCUGA
Oxyura jamaicensis (ruddy duck) is the source of this 678-nucleotide messenger RNA. Its product is annotated as transmembrane and death domain protein 1-like. The record is from RefSeq and is a predicted model, not a curated record. Gene Ontology annotation, biological process: signal transduction. Bases 1 to 678 code for a protein of 225 amino acids. Gene Ontology annotation, molecular function: protein binding. Lineage: Eukaryota; Metazoa; Chordata; Aves; Anseriformes; Anatidae. The transcript has a single exon.